CUUUUUGCAAUUAAAGCAUAACACAUUCUUACCUUCAAUCACUAAGUAGCAUUAAACAGCAAUAAUGAGAUUCCUUGCGAUUGCAUUUGCUGUGAUAGCAGUUGUUCGUGCGGCUACGUUGCCGGCCGACUAUCUGCCCCCCGUUGUGGAUAACAGUUUGCCUGUGCAGGAAUAUUUAGCGCCAGUUGACGAGGCUGCACAAGAACAUACUGUGCUAGCCGAUGAUGGCUACCGUUAUAAGGCAGUACAUCGGCUUAAACUACGUCAUCGUCGUGAUGUAAAUGAACUACCGAAAAAUGAUUACCUGCCACCCGCGGAGGAAGUCCAGGAGAGCGCUGUGGAAGAAUCCGUUGAACCCUCUCCUGAGGCCAAAACCGAUUUGGCUGCAGAUGGUUACCGUUACAGGACUGUUCGUCGUCUAAAAUACCGCAAGCGCCGUGAUGUUGAUGAAGUACCACAAAACGAAUACCUCCCACCUACUGAAGAUGUUCAAGAAUCCGUUGUUGCUGAGGUUACUGAAGCCGCUGAGCCUGCUGCAGCGGAAGGAACUAAAUUGGCUGCUGAUGGUUACCGUUACAAAACAGUCCGUCGUUUGAAAUACCGCAAGCGCCGUGAUGUUGAUGAAGUACCACAAAACGAAUACCUCCCACCUACUGAAGAUGCUCAAGAAUCCGUUCUUGCCAAGGUUGCUGAACCGGUUGAGCCUGCUACAGAGGAAGGAACUGAAUUGGCUGCUGAUGGUUACCGUUACAAAACAGUUCGCCGUUUGAAAUACCGCAAGCGCCGUGAUGUUGAUGAAGUCCCGCAAAACGAAUACCUCCCACCUACUGAAGAUGCUCAAGAAUCCGUUCUUGCCAAGGUUGCUGAACCUGCUGAACCGGUUGAGUCUGCUGCUGAAGAAGGAACUGAAUUGGCUGCUGAAGGUUACCGUUACAAAACAGUCCGUCGUUUGAAAUACCGCAAACGCCGUGACGUUGAUGAAGUUCCACAAAACGAAUACCUCCCACCUACUGAAGAUGUUCAAGAAUCCGUUGUUGCUGAGGUUACUGAAGCCGCUGAGCCAUCUGAGCCUGCUACAGAGGAAGGAACUGAAUUGGCUGCUGAUGGUUACCGUUACAAAACAGUUCGCCGUUUGAAAUACCGCAAACGCCGUGACGUUGAUGAAGUUCCACAAAACGAGUACCUACCACCUGUUGAGGAAGCUCAAGAAACUGCUGUUACUGAUGUUUCUGAACCCGCUGAGCCAGCAGCUGAUGAUGCUACUGUCUUAGCUCAUGACGGUUACCGAUACAAAGUGGUGCGGCGUCUAAAAUACCGUCAUCGUCGUGAUGUGAAUGAACUGCCCGCUUAUGAGUACCUGCCACCAACUGAGGAAGACCAAAAAGUAGCGGAACAGCAACCAGAAAAAGAAUCAGCUGCGCUCGCUGAUGAUGGCUAUCGGUACAAAACUGUGCGCCGUUUGAAAUAUCGCCGCCAUUAGUUAGAUCAAUUGCAUUUUAAGAAACAUAGGAACAAAAAGCUAUUAUUCAUGUACAUAAAACAUAGAGGCAAAGGUAUACACAUAAGAUAUGAAGGAAACAACGAAGUAAAUCACAAAAAAUCAUAUAACAGAAGAAAAAAGUAAACGAAAAAUAAUUCAAAAUAAAA
Bactrocera oleae (olive fruit fly) is the source of this 1647-nucleotide messenger RNA. RefSeq lists its product as uncharacterized. The record is from RefSeq and is a predicted model, not a curated record. Gene Ontology annotation, biological process: negative regulation of protein sumoylation. Lineage: Eukaryota; Metazoa; Arthropoda; Insecta; Diptera; Tephritidae. Gene Ontology annotation, molecular function: calcium ion binding.